This is a messenger RNA of Vanessa atalanta (red admiral), 2803 nucleotides long. RefSeq names its product sodium/potassium-transporting ATPase subunit beta-2-like. Gene Ontology annotation, cellular component: sodium:potassium-exchanging ATPase complex. The transcript is spliced from 6 exons. The record is from RefSeq and is a predicted model, not a curated record. Bases 92 to 1048 code for a protein of 318 amino acids. Gene Ontology annotation, molecular function: ATPase activator activity. NCBI's taxonomy places the organism in Eukaryota, Metazoa, Arthropoda, Insecta, Lepidoptera, Nymphalidae. Gene Ontology annotation, biological process: potassium ion import across plasma membrane; sodium ion export across plasma membrane; intracellular potassium ion homeostasis.
UAUGUUUUGUGUUGAGGCGGUUGUGUUUCAUAAUUUUCGUUUUCGUUAAAUUCAAUUUUUAUAAAUAAAUAGUUACGAGAAAACAUUAAAAAUGCCGAAUUCUAAGAUAGAACAAUUCGAAAUGGAAACAAAGCCUCUGAAGAAAACAUCAAAACAGAAGUUUUCUGAUUUCUUUUACAAUGAAGAAACGGGAGCGAUUAUGGGAAGAACUCCUGAAAGUUGGGGUAAAAUUAUAAUAUUCUACGUAAUAUUUUACAUCGUCCUAGCGGCUUUAUUUGCCAUUUGUAUGGUAACGUUUCUUCAGCAUUUCAUUAACCCUCGUGUGCCGAGGCUGCAGCAGGAAUACAGCUUAAUCGGUACCAGCCCUGGUUUGGGAUUUAGACCUUUGCCCCCUGAUGUACGCAGCACCCUCAUCUGGUACAAAGGAACGGGUUACGAUAGUUACAAGUACUGGGAGGAUCAGCUAAUUGACUUUCUAUCAGUUUAUAAAAAGAAAGGUCAAACCGCCGGUGCUGGUCAGAACAUUUACAACUGCGACUUCAAGAACCUGCCGCCUCAAGGGAAAGUGUGCGAUGUGGACAUCCGAAGUUGGUCGCCAUGUAUAGAUGAGAAUCAUUUCUCGUUCCACAAAUCCUCUCCGUGUAUAUUUCUGAAAUUGAACAGGAUAUAUGGAUGGCGGCCGGAGUUCUACAAUGAAACCAGUGUCUUACCAACCGAAAUGCCUUUAGAUCUCCAAUAUCAUAUCAAAAACAUAACAGACCACAAUCGUGAUAACGCAAAUAUGGUUUGGGUUUCCUGUCACGGUGAGACUCCAGCGGACAAGGAGAACAUUGGGCCGAUCAAGUACUUGCCAAACCAUGGUUUUCCCGGCUACUAUUAUCCGUAUAAUAAUGCAGAGGGUUAUCUGAGCCCGCUCGUUGCUGUGCACUUACAGCGACCCAGGACUGGUAUAGUCAUCAACAUUGAGUGUCGUGCUUGGGCGAGGAAUAUCAAGUACAACAGAAAAGAUGGUCUCGGUGUUGUUCAUUUUGAGCUUAUGAUAGAGUAAUAUACAAAGCUCUAUAGCUUAUAUACUCUGGUCUUUCCAAAAACCAAAGCCCAUGAUACCAUAUUUUUAUUAAAAAAAUAUGGGUCUCAUUCAAUAAUGGCCGUUUAAAGUAUGGUCUACUGGAAAGACCAAUGUUUUGUGGCUCGGUCUUAUGAGUAGACCGAUGACAAGGAGUCUCAUGGAAUCUCUUUAAACAAUUACUAUUUAUUUCAAUGGUAAUAUGCGUGAAAAUAUACAAUUAAUCAAUUAAAAUUCUAAAAUAUAAAUAAUUCUUUUGGAUCGUUUAAUUUUUUUUUUAUAUGAGAUUUACAAGCUUGGGUAUUAACUAUAAUGAUAGUGAGGGAUAUAUUUUACCAUGCAACUAUAUUUUUUUAACUGGCUGAAAAAGACUCUUCUUUUAAAUAUACGUAAGUGAACUCUCCUACAGAUAAAUUGUCUGGAAUUUACCAAUGAGUAGGUGUGACGUCACAAACGAGAGACCCUAUAUGUCGACAGUUUUAUUAUUUUUUUAUUUUGAAGUAGUGUGAAUUUUUAUUGUAUGUUAGAUAACUUAUGAUAAUGAAGUAAAUAAAGUUUAAUGAAAUUAAUCAAUUCGUCCAAACAUAGCUGUAAUUUAGUUUAAGAUUUACUCGGUCCGUCCAAUAUAAAUGUGCCUCCCGUACUUAGAUUUAAGAACCAUUCCGAAUAUGGCUGCUCAUUUUUACAAUUGCCAUGUAAAAUAUGUAUUUUUUUAUAGUUUAUUACAAGUUUUAAAGUUAAGCCUCUUUUGAUUCAAUGUAAGUUAAAAUAAUGAAUAAAUUAAAGUUAAAAUAAUGAAAAAAUUUUUCAACGGAGAAUUUUAAAACAGUAGUUUCGAGAUAUAUUCUUAUAUAUUUUGUGUAACGGUAGAUUUAGAGUGCAACUUUUAGUUUUAGUUCAUUUUUAUGGUAUAUAUAUUAUGGUAUCGAUCGUUGGUAGCUGAGGAUUUUAUUUUAAAUAUUUCAAAACAUAUUCCAUAUUUUCCAGAUUUUUACGUUGAUUCAUAAAAAUGCGUGCUUUAUUUCUGCUAUAACACGAUAUCAGAUAUUUUUAAAGUCAUUUAUAAUUCAUAUUCAGGAAUUAAAAAUAUAUAAUUUAACAAAUAUGAUGAAUCUCCGAUAUAUGUUACUUUAAUUAUAUAUUAGUAUUUAAUAUGGAUAUUGUGCUAAAAUAGUUUGUCUUAUAUUUUCUAUGACAUGCAUUUUUUUGUAUUCUUCAAUAAUAUGAAAAUGAUAAAGGAUCUGAAUUAUUGGAAUUAUAUAACUAUUCUAAAGUUAGUUCGACAUCUGACAAUGUUUACGAUGGUUGUAUGUGAGUCAUUCCGGCGCCACAUGUGAAAAGUCUUGAAAGGCAAAAUGACACAAGCAGAAUUAUUUUUUUACAUCACAUUAUGUCAAUCGCCUACAUUUUGUAUGGUAAAAUGUCAGUAAUGUGCAAUUUUAAUGCGUGUAAUCAGUCAUUUAAUAAUCCCUAAUUUAAUAAAAUAUUGGUUAUAAAAUUAAUUUGCAUAAAGAAACGAUUAUUAUAAUAAGUUUUAUUGAAAUUAGCUUUGCUGUCAUAAUUAACCACAGACUGUCUAAGUAAUGCAAAUAAAGACUCCUAAUUUGAAUUUUGUGCAUUUACUUUUUUUGUGUUCAUUGUGUUGUACCAGUAACUUAAAUGAUAGACUUUUAUUAUAUUGUAUAGACUGUUUGUCCGUCCAAUGACUGUAUAAUAUAAUCCCAAUGUGUGCCUACA